CCAAAUUUUGGGAUGCCACCGCCGUUAAACAGUCUUGCGAAUGCAGAUAGGACCGACGAUUUCGAUCUUUGGUGGACCAUCGUUAUGACCUUAAGUACAAGAGCCAUCCCCCCAUCUCCUAUAGAUUGACGAAGUCUCAACUUAUUCUCCAUCGUACAAGAUGAAGUUCGACCAACCGGUGUGGGCGGCGCUGCUGAGCGUGUCCCUAGCGUCCGCUUCGCCCGCAGAACUACAGCCUUCAUCAUGCUCCACGAACACAACACCAAACGACUUCAACUCCGCAUGCGAUUCCAUUGCAUCGAGACUCGAGAUUGAGAAUGGAGUUGUUUACUUCUCUGAAUUUGUCGCUGCCGGCACGAACCUGAGUCUUCCAGACAACAACGCAACAUGUGCGCAAGCAUUCCAGCUUGUCACAGCAGACAUCUGCCGAAUUGCACUUUACGUCUCGACUUCUGAUCACUCUGGGUUCAACAUGGAAGCGUGGCUUCCUUCGAACUGGACUGGACGGUAUUUGAGCGCAGGCAACGGUGGACUGAACGGUUGCAUCAAGUACCAGGACCUGGCAUAUACUUCUGGCGCAGGAUUUGCUGUUGCUGGAACCAACAAUGGUCACAACGGAACAAGCGGACAGCCGUUCUACAAGAAUGCAGACAUUGUCGAAGAUUUCGCUUAUCGCGCGCUAUACACCGGCACAGUGGUUGGCAAGCAAAUCACCAAAGACUUCUACGGCAAGGCUCACGACAAGUCGUACUACUUUGGCUGCUCGACUGGCGGCCGACAAGGUUUCAAAGCGGCCCAGGACUUCUCUGAAGAAUUUGACGGCAUUGUUGCAGGUGCCCCUGCCUUUGCAUUCAACAACUUGACCUCCUGGAGCGGCGCGUUCUUCCGCGCUACCGGAACUAACACCUCGGAUACUUUCGUCACUCGUGCUCAGUGGGAGAUUGUUCAUGCCGAUGUACUGAAGCAGUGCGACAAGCUCGACGGCUACGCUGACGGUAUCCUUGAGUACCCUCCACUUUGCAACUACGAUCCCUCUGGGCUGCUCUGCACUGGAAGCAGCAACGCCACCACUUGCUUGACUGCUAAGCAAGUCCAGACCGUUAAGACCGCGCUUUCACCCGCCUACAACGAUAAUGGAGACCUUGUUUACCCGCGUCUGCAGCCUGGUGCGGAGAUUGCUGCUUCUGGUGUUCUCUUGGGCGGAACACCCUUCCCUUACACCACGGACUGGUUUAGGUAUGCUGUCUACAAUGACACUACAUGGAGCCCUACAACUUUGAACGGAACCGACUACGACAACGCCGCGCGCAUUGAUCCGGGUGGUAUUCAAACCUGGAAGGGUGAUCUGAGCGAAGCUAAGAAGAACACAAAGAUCCUGCACUGGCACGGUGCGAUGGACCCUGUCAUCUCGAGCGCCAACUCACCCAGGUAUUACGACUAUGUUAGCAAAACGAUGGGCCUGUCAUCCGAGGAGCUCGACGCAUUCUACCGCUUCUUCACGGUUAGCGGCACCGGUCACUGCGGUGGAGGAGACGGUGCACAUGUCAUUGGACAGGCUAUCGACGAGGUCACUACCUACGACCCUAAGAAGAAUGUCUUGAUGGCCAUUGUCGACUGGGUCGAGAACGACAACGCCCCUGAGACUCUCAUUGGCACCAAGUAUGUCAACGACACACAGAGUCUUGGUGUCAAGUUCCAGCGUGCGCACUGCAAGUACCCCAAGCGCAACCAGUAUAAGGGUGAGGGUGAUCCGAAUGUGAUUGAAAGCUGGGAGUGCAUUGAUGCAUAA
This is a messenger RNA of Macroventuria anomochaeta, 1789 nucleotides long. RefSeq names its product tannase and feruloyl esterase. The coding region runs from base 161 to 1789 and encodes 542 amino acids. The transcript is spliced from 4 exons. NCBI's taxonomy places the organism in Eukaryota, Fungi, Ascomycota, Dothideomycetes, Pleosporales, Didymellaceae. The record is from RefSeq and is a predicted model, not a curated record.